Molecule: messenger RNA, 6568 nt
Organism: Pecten maximus
Lineage: Eukaryota; Metazoa; Mollusca; Bivalvia; Pectinida; Pectinidae
Exons: 4
Coding region: 100-1356 (418 amino acids)
Biological process (GO): carbohydrate biosynthetic process
Cellular component (GO): membrane
Molecular function (GO): sulfotransferase activity
Source: RefSeq, a predicted model, not a curated record
GUCUGUUUGUCUCAAUCGACAGGGAAUGCUCAUUACUUAAAUCGUUUACUUACGGCCGUGGUAUCAGGAGAUAUUAAAAAAAAGAAAAUAUUGCGGAACAUGGCACGUCUUUGGAAAAAAAAGUUGUUCUUCAUCUUCACAGGAGCAUUUCUGCUAUAUAUAACUGUGAAAUGGAUGCUGCCGAUCAAAACAAGAGUUGCAGAAACAUCGCUUUACAGAUAUGUCUGGAUGUCAGAACCCCCUAGUGUUGGUGAAGUGAAUCAGGAACGGACGGAGCGAAUUCACAAAGUUUGUACUGCAAAGGAGAAAGAGCUCCGAGGGAAUAAAUCCAGGACUGACAUCUCGAGGCACAUGCACAUCGAUCCGAAACAUAAGCUAACCUAUUGCUUCCUUCUGAAGGCAGGAUAUACAUUCUGGGGUUUACUUUUUAGAAUAGUCAGAGGAGAUUUCAAUACAACAUCACCAUUCGACCCAGCAAUAUUUUAUCGACGUGGUACACCUAUUGCAUCACUUGGCUCCUUGUCACACAUGCAACAGGCCCUAUUCUUCAAUAACUCAUUUUCAUUCAUGUUAACCCGAGAUCCUUACAGCCGGCUUUUCUCGGGAUAUACUGAUAAACUAUUCAUGCCUAAUCAACAUUGGUAUAGUGUAGCUCCAAAAAUAACUCAAGUGGCACGACAUCGUCAUCAAAAAUGCGCUUCUGAUAUCCAAUUCAAAGAAUUUAUUAAAUAUAUAAUUUAUUCUGAAGAACACCGACAGCCACGGGACCUUCAUUACCAUUUUGCCUUUGAUUUCUGUGAUCCUUGUCAGUACAAAUACGACUUCAUAGGCAAGUUAGAAACCAUCAAACAAGACACUAUGUAUUUACUCGAUAAAAUGAACCAAACCAAAGUAAUCGAAAACUUGGAAAAGGAUUUAAGAGGACAGUAUAUCAAUUUUACAAUAAAAGAACGCAUUGAUCAUCUGUUCAGUUCCCAAAAAAAAAUUUUGACGUGUAAAGAAAACUUUUUUCAAGUCCAACGUAAAUUCUGGAAAGGAUUUCAAGUAUAUGGCAUAAUUAGCAAGAGAUCGAAGUAUCCUGUCUCCGAGGAGAAAAGCCACGAUAUUACACCAGAAAUUUUCCACGAUACCGUGGUCAAAGCUAUCGGUGACGCAGCAGACGCGGAAGUGUCUCGGAGAAAUAAAGAAGAAGCUCUGCUCGAGGCAUAUUCCACUGUGGAGACAGAGGACAUGGAAAAAUUAAGUCGACUACUCAAACCGGACUGUGAAGUGUUUGGCUAUGAUUGUAGACCUAGUAGAUUAUUUAAGGACAGAAAAUACAUCAAACCUUGGUAUUUUGAUAUUACCACAGCUUGACAUUUUGUCGUUUCAUGAAUGGGUCAUGUCCAUCAUGUUACCCAUUAGUACGAGAGUUAUUGUAUGGAUGUUUGAUUACCUAAGUUAAAGGAUGGUACGAAACACAUGAAAUACAUUCGCUCCUUUCAAUUCAAAAUGUUUUCAAAAUGAACACUCGCUUGUUUUCAAUUUUCUUUUGGUGAUGUGUCGUCCCUUCCGUUGAAGCAGCAGCUUUAACAAAUAAACUAUAUUUGAAGUCUGUUUUAAUGCUUCAUUUAAGUGACACGCUCCACAAAUAUAGCGUAAUAUGUUAUUUAAGAAAUAAUUAACGAUGAUUCGUGUAUUGUUUGUAUUACAUACUCAAAAACUGACAGUAACACUAUGAAAUCGACAGAAACCAUUCUAUUAUCGUUUACAAAAUAUUUCUUAAAAAGCUUAAUGUUAUCACGAUUGCGAUAAUAUGUGAAAAUAAAAGUAAUGAUUUUUUUUCACUGUAAAUUUAAGAAAUUGCUACAUUAGACAAUUUCCUUCACUGAGCAUCAUCAUAUUCCUACGCUUAUAAAUGCAAUAUCUCGCCACACUAAGAAUGAAAUUAACAAAAUCGUUCUGACCGGACGCCGGUGCUCACACCUAAUUAAUUUUACUCCCGGGCAACGAUUAUUUCUAUAGAAAAUGAACGCCGAAGACGUCAACGGAAGAGCGGUUGAGAUAGUUUUCUUUCUCUUUUAUGUGAUAACACUGUCCAAGGAAAAUAACCCGACCACGGAACAAUAUGAUAAAUUGGCUAUUACUUGCAAGGAUAACGGACAGGAAAAACAUAUAGGCAUGUAUAAUAUGUCAUCAUUCAGUAUAGUAACCAUGCAUUCAUACUGUGUCAAACAUUCAGUAUAGUAUAUAGACAUGUAUAAAAUGUCAUUAUUCAGUAUAGUAACAAUAUAUAAACAUUUAUACUGUGUCAAAAUUUCAGUAUAGUAUAUAGAUAUGUAUAAAAUGUCAUCAUUCAUUACAUAUACAGCAACAAUUAAAAUGAAUAUUGUGUCACACUUCAGAAUAGUAUUAGUAUACCGACACACAUAUAUACAGUGUAUAUUAUUUAAUUUUAUUUUUCAUUAUCAUUAUUCCUUCUUGAAAUUAAUGUGGCUCUAGUAUUUGAAAAAAAAGUGUUACUAUAAUACAGUAAUCCUUGCAACCUUCUACAUGUUAUUACCAUCUAUCGUUAUUACCAAGUAUCGUCAAACGUUUCAUUGCACAUAGAAUAUAUUUUGCUUAUUGGUAGCAUUCGAAACUGUCAUUCUCUCAACAUUUAAACUUCCAUUUAAGUUGUGUGUGUUGUUUUGCACCAGUAUGUAAUUAACAUUGUCCUCCUCAUGUGUUUACUCAAUACUUGAGUUAAAUGUCUUUGUAUAUAUUAGUUUUCUUCCUGAGUUUCGUUUUAUCAUUUCUCUUUUUUUUUGUUAUUUUUCUUUUGCUCAUUACAUUUUUAUCACUUGUACCCAAGCAUGUCUGCUAGAAUUAUAUUCACUGCCACUAUAUAGCCGCCCCCUAACGUCGUUUGUGUACCUAGACGUUCAUUGAUAUAGCUUUGUAUAGGGCGGCAAUAGGGCUUCACUACCUGAAAUGUUAUAGUGCUAAAUCAUCCUCAAAUAAAAUGUAUAAAUAUCAGGAUUAUUUUUCCUUGCUCAACAUCGGAUUUUUACUGUCUUCUAUAUUGAAGGCUUAUACUUUGACUUAUGUCUUUAUUACUCUACAAUCGUUUUUACCAAGCACUGACAUAACACUUAUUCUACAACCUACACUUUUCCUUUGUAAUGAUAUAGAAACAAAUCCUGGGCCGGAAGGCAAUAGGGAAUUGUCGCUAUUUCAUCUAAAUAGUAGAAGUGUUCGUAAUAAAAUAUCUGAUAUAGAAUGUUUAGCAUAUGAUUAUCAAGUAAUAUAUAUUACUGAAACUCAUCUUUACUCAAACUAUGGAAAUUUAGAUUUGAAAAUAGAAGGGUUUUAUGAACCUAUACGACUUGAUAGAAACAGCUACGGUGGUGGUGUGAUGGUUUAUGUAUCUAAUGAUAUUUAUUACAAUAGAAGACGAGAUUUGGAAUUUAAGAGUGGUGAAAUAAUUUGGCUAGAAUUGAUCACUGAAAAAAUACUAUAUUAUUGUGUACAAUUUAUCGCCCGUCGGGCAUAUCAAGCGCUCUUUAUUAGGACGAAUUUCAAAAUUCUAUUGAUAGGGCAUUUUCUUCCUGUACUAAUAUAGUGAUACAAGGCGAUAUCAAUGUUGAUUUUCUUUCUGUAUCUAACAGUAAACUCCACGCUAUUGUCAUGCUCUUUAACUUGACCAAUGUAAUUAAGGAACCAAUACGUAUUACUGCAAAUACUAGUACUCUGAUUGACCUUGUUCUUGCUAGUGACAAUGUUAAAGUAAUUGAAUCCUGUUUUGCCGGUUGCCAAUGAAAUGAGUGAUCACGCCGCCACUGUUGCUGUUUUAGAAUUAGCCAAAAUAAAAACCCUAAAACUUUAAAACGUCAUGUUUGGAUUUAUAAAGAUGCAGAUUUUGUGUUAUUUAAUUCCUUGAUUAGAGUCUUUCCUUGGGUUGCUGUUUUAAACAAGCUUCUAGUCUAGAUGAAGCUUGUAGAUUAUUUACAUGUACAUCUAAUUUCUUAGAAUUUGCUAAAACUAGAAUACCAAUGAAAAAAGUUACUAUAAGAAAAAAUGAUAAACCUUGGUUUACAUCCGAACUAAGACUCGAAAUAAGGAAUAGAAAUCGAUUACACAAUACAUUUCGAAACAAUAAAAAUAUUAACAGUUUGAAAACAUUUAAAGAUCAAAGGAAUAAAGUGAACAACAUGAAAAAGCAAGCAAAGUUAUCCUUCUUCGCUAAUGUUAAUGGUUUGAUAGAUUUACUAGAUGCCUCUGAUUCAAAAUCUUACUGGCGACUUAUGCGCCGAUAGAUUGGGAAAUCAGCAAACGCAGAAACUAUUCCUACACUGUUUAACCCUGAAAAUAAUUCUUUAGUACACGAUGAUGAAAGUAAAGCAAAUGUUUUAAAUAACUAUUUCUGUUCAAUAGCAAAUAUCGGUGACGAUCUAGAUAACCCUAGUUUCCAAUCCCGCUGUAAUUCAUCAAUUCAUACAAUAACAAUUACCAGAACCGAUAUUAUUGAUAUUCUAAAAACUUUGAAAUUGCAAAAGGGGUUGACUUUAUAAGCCACAACAUGUUGAAAAAUACUGCAGAAACAGUUUGUGAACCGCUUCAUAUAUUAUUUAAUCGUUCACUAAGAGAAUGUAAAUUUCCUUCUGCCUGGAAAUUGGCUACUGUUCUACCAUUAUUUAAGAAAAAUGAGAGAUUUCUACCCUCUAAUUACAGACCUAUUUCAUUACUAAGCACUAGGUAAACUGUUUGAAAGAAUUAUAUACAAGUACCUCCAUAACUAUUUAAUAGAUAAUAACUUAUUAUAUAAACAUUAGUCCGGUUUUGUUAAAGGACAUUCGACUGUUUACCAGCUAAUUGAAAUAUUUCAUAAUAUCUGCUCAGCAUUAUAAAAUAAAAAAAAAUUAAAAAAAACAAACGUAUGACUUUUUUUGAUAUAUCUAAAGCUUUUGAUAGAGUUUGGCACAGGGGUCUGGUGAUAAAAUUGCAUGCGUACGGUAUAAGAGGAAAUAUUCUUUCCUGGAUCCAUGAUUAUUUACAGGAUAGGAAACAACAGGUAGUUUUAGGUAAUUAUAGUUCGUCUAUUGGUCAUUUAAAAGCAGGUGUUCCACAGGGUUCCGUCCUUGGUCCUUUGUUAUUUUUAAUAUUUAUAAACGCUAUAUCGGAUAGAUUACUUUCACUAGCAAGAAUGUUUGCUGAUGAUACUUGUGAUAGAAGAAUGGACUGAUAAAUGGAAAGUAAAUUUUAAUCCCUCUAAAACUGAUGUCGUUGUUUUCCAUUGUUCUACAACCCCUUUAAAUAUAAAUUUGACAUUUGAUAAUUCACCGCUUCAGAUAUCUUCAAACCACAAACAUCUAGGGGUAACGCUAAUAACAAGUGCAAAUGGACAGAACAUGUAAACAAUGUAGUCAAGUCAGCUUCAAAACACUUAUCAGUCCUUCGUAAAAUAAAAUUUACUUUAAAUAGAGAUACAUUGUCAAAAUUGUACACUGUUUUUAUAAGACCUCUCUUGGAAUAUGCAUGGAACAUAUUUUGUUAGAAUGUCCAUUAUUUGUGGCUUCUAGAAAUAUACUGAUGCACACAAUUACUAACGUGGUGAAUGUACUUGAUAUAUCAACAGAUAUGUUGCUAUUCGGUUCUGACAUGCUUUCUGAAAACGAAAACCGUACUUUAUUUUUAUUUGUCCAAGACUUAUUGGCCAUACCAAACGGUUUGAUUAAUCAAUUCAGCUAACAUACAAUUAACCUAACAUCUUGGUGGCUUUCUGAUACUAAGUUGACAUGAUGCACCGCGUCCGCACCAGUAAGGAGUUUAAAGCUCGGAAUUACAGGAGACGGGAUCUGUGAUGUGGUACAGGAAGAAAGAACAGACAUUCCUGGUGCGGUGCUAUUUGUGUAGUGAGUUUCUGGAUGUGUCUAGCGGUCUGUGGGGGCACUCUGUCAAUUGGUUAUGAGGAUGCAAACUAAUGAUUGGGUUGUUUUUAAUAUGUUAUUUACUGAUAAAGUUAUUACUUAUUACAGCACAAGUACAAAACUAUUUUCCUUCUGUUAAAUGUAAUGUAUUUCAAAAGUCUAUCGAAGCUAACAAUCUGUUGGUAUAUUUAUUUAUAUUAUCUGGAAUUGCAUACUUGUAUACAUAUGAAUAUGUUAAUCAGUAAUAUAGUCAUUUAAUCUGAUAAUUGAAGUUUAUUUGUAAUAUAAUAUGCAGCACGUUUCGUGUAUAUGUGCAGUAUACACUUUUGUUGCUCUCAAUAACAAUGAGUUGAAAAUUCUAUUAGAGCAAGAAAUUUAGCUAAAUGUACUUAAUAUAUAUAUAUAUGAAAUAUAUGUAUCUCCAUAGCUUUAUAUUGUUUAUUAACUUAUAUUCAAUCCAGACAUGCGGGUACAGUGACUUCAUAAUAUGACAUAUGUAUAUGGUAAAUUUUAUCUUGUAUCUAUUUUUGACAUGUUCAUAUCAUCAUCAAAAGUCUUUAUUAUUUUCGGUCAUGUAUAUUCAUUUCAUCAUUUAAGUUAUACGGGAAAAGACGGCUUAAAAUUUUUAUACUUGUGUCAAAUCCUAUUUGUGUUUUGACAAUAAAAUAUGUUAAAAUCAA